Alternaria incomplexa is the source of this 1854-nucleotide messenger RNA. RefSeq lists its product as uncharacterized. NCBI's taxonomy places the organism in Eukaryota, Fungi, Ascomycota, Dothideomycetes, Pleosporales, Pleosporaceae. The transcript has a single exon. Bases 1 to 1854 code for a protein of 617 amino acids. The record is from RefSeq and is a predicted model, not a curated record.
AUGCCAUCUCGACCAGAAUACGAGGCGUCUACUCGGAGUCAGUCACGACGUGAGGGCCGUUGCGCUGCAUCCGAAUCAACAGAAUCCGAUCCUGCAUACGUCCCCAUACUCCAACGCGCCUUUCCGCGCGUCGCGAUUCUACUGACAUGCGUCACCUACCUCGCAUCAUCGUUCGCAGCUGUCUAUGUCGGAUUCCACGGCAUAACGAACAUGAUAUAUCCUCGACAUAACCAAGCGGUCGACGAGUAUAUGGCGCUUUCAACAUCCAAGUACACAGAGGACGCACUGUACAAGAAUUUGGAUACACUUCUCUCUAGCCGACUAAACCGCGGCUUCAUGGAGACUCAUGAAGACUGUCUUGUCCGCGGUCUAAAGGAGGCCAACUACGAACUCUACGGCCUCGGCUUUCAGUACCCUGACAUGCGCACGCAGGUCAUGGACUGGACGAUGGAGAACUGUGGUAGACUGCAGUAUACGCCACAAGUGGUGAUACAGGAUCCAACCCCACAGCAGGCUGUGCUGACAUACUGGGCUGAUGCGAGCUAUCGCUCUCGCCGCAUGCUUGAGGGAGCUCUGGGAGCCUUGCAGCAGCAAGCUCGUCGUUUCUGGAAUCUACUUUCGAGCGCGUUCACGGAUAGGAAACCAUCUCCCAUCACUGAACACGUUCCUGUUAGUGCCAAUACUAGCGGAACACUUCCUCUGAGUCGAGCCCUGCCUAAAGUACCGUUCGGCUUCGCUCUACGCUGCGAGCCCACCGAACCAUGCCGCCUAGUCUACCCGUCUGGUUCUUCAAAGCGUGCAAACAAAGUCGGCAUCUCACGCGAGGCCCUCGCGAAGCUCAAACGCAAGAUCAAAGAAAUGCGGGACGCCAACCGCCAAAUCAAAAAAGCUAAAUGGGCUACGGAGCAGGUUGUGGUCUUUUUCGACUACGUCCACGCCUCUAUCUUGGUGGUCAUGUUUGCGAUCAUCUUCAGUGUGGCACCGUUCGUCAUACCCAAGGCCGUUCGCCCUCCUCCCCCUUCCCGCAAGACGGAACAGAUCAAAAUCAUGCCCGCAUCCCUGCAUUUUUGUUUUGUAGGGAGACUGAUACAAGAGCUGUUGUUUUCGUACCCAAUACAGCUCCCGUAUGGCGCCCGGUGGGCAACGCCCUUCCAGCUCUACUUCCUGUUCGUUGGUAACACGAUGCUUCUUCAAUUCUUCAUCACUACCUGGCCGUGGUUCGAGAAUGUCAACCUCGCAUAUAAGCAGAUCAAAGAGCUCUACUUUAUCGCCCGAGGGUGGGAGGUACCUGACGGAGCGAUGGACAGCAUGUUGACUUGGUACGGAAUCCACAUUCAGCCGGCGGACCCCAAGCCAAAGCCUACAGAGGUUCCUGGUGGAACGAUGGAUAACAUGUUCAGUUGGUGCGGACGCUUUGAAGCGGCGGACUCCAACUUUCAGCCUCCGGAGGUACCUAGCGGAGCGAUGGACAAGAUGCUCUAUCCGUGCGGAAUCCAGUAUCAAUACGCGGACCCCAAACCCAAGCCGACGGAGGAACCGGCCACGGUCAAAGUAACCAUGUCUUCCCCAUCUGAUAACCGCCCACAGCACGCGCAGUCGCACCCAUCGCACCAGGGUCUGGCCGCUCCGAGCAGUUCACCCCAAGAAGGUCCCGAGGCGCACUUCAAGAAGGUCCAAGAGGCGUCAAAAGUUCAGCCGGCCGAGUAUAUCGAUGUUCCGGAAAUCGGAUCCGUCGUCGAUACUGACAGCGAGACCGAGUCUGAGGACGAGCAUGGUAGCUUCGUCGACCUGGCCUGUGGCGUUACGCCUCAAGUCAGCGAUGUGGAAUCCGGCUGGUCUAUUGUGGAUGCUUAG